UAACAACCAUUUUUUUACAAUGCACGAAUACAAAGUUCAUCAAAAUGUUCAUAAAUCUAUGACGUCAAACAUGUUUAGAUGUACUAUAUGUAAGCCCGAACCAGAAUAUAGUUGUUUUCAAGACUUGAUGCAUCAUCACGAAAUACUGCAUUUUAAUAAACCUUGCGACAUGAGUGACAAUACUUACAAAGAAAAGGAGGAGGUAAACGACCAUCAAUCUGUGUUUUUGGAACGGCCAAAUACUUAUGACGAACAGAAGAUGAAGGUAGAUGAUCGUCGAUUUGUUCAUUCGGUACACAAUAAUACUUAUGAAGAAGAUAAAGAGAAGUUAGAUAAACAUCGAUCUGUUCAAUCGGCAUGGCCAUAUUCAUGUGCAAUAUGUGAUGAAGAAUAUAAUUUCUUUGUUUCUCAUGUACUUCCNGUUCAUUCAAGUGUGGCACUGCAACACGACUGUUCAGUAUGUACUGCAGCAUAUGUUAAGUCUCGGAACCGUAAAUCCAAAUUGACCUCCAUUUAUGACAAAGAAAAGAAAGAGGAUGUAUAUCGACCUGGUAUUNUGCAAUAGCCAUUCGAUUGUCAAAUAUAAAUAUAAACGUGACAAGUGUUCA
Molecule: messenger RNA, 608 nt
Organism: Pseudomyrmex gracilis
Lineage: Eukaryota; Metazoa; Arthropoda; Insecta; Hymenoptera; Formicidae
Exons: 2
Coding region: 20-565 (181 amino acids)
Source: RefSeq, a predicted model, not a curated record